UUUCUACAUUGGGGCGGUUACCAAAUAGGCGCAGUGCGCAGGCGCGGGAAAGUUGAACUAAUAAAAGUUUGUACAAAGUGAGUGGAGGCGGGGGCGGGGACGGCAGCGGCGGGGCCCCGGACCAGCUGUCUCCAUGGCAGGCUCAGAAGAGCUGGGGCUCCGGGAGGACACGCUGAGGGUCCUAGCUGCCUUUCUGAGGCGGGGUGAGCCUGCCGGGUCCCUCACUCCAUCUCCACCCAGGAGCCUUGCCCAAGUGGAGCCAACGGACUUCCUGAGCCGCCUUCGAAGAUGUCUUCCCUGCCCCCUGGGACAAGGAACUGUUCCUCCUCAGUCCUCUCGGCCUUGCUCUCUGCCCCUGCACCCCUGCUAUGGCUCAGAACCUGGCCCAGCUACUCCUGACUUCUAUGCCCUAGUGGCUCAGCGGCUGGAACAGCUGGUCCAAGAGCAGCUGAGAUGUCCGCCCAGCCCAGAGUUGCAGGGCCCCCCACCCACGGAGAAGGAAGCCCUCCUGCGGAGGCUGGUGGCCUUGCUGGAAGAGGAGGCGGAAGUCAUCAACCAGAAGCUGGCGUCAGACCCCGCCCUGCGCCGCAGGCUGGCCCGCCUGUCUACCGGCUCUUUCGCCCGCCUAGUGGAACUGUUCUCCAGCCGGGAGGGCAGCCCCGGCCCCAGCCGCGCCAGCCCCUCGCUGCCAUGCCCUGGGCCCCCACCGCCUUCCCCAGAGCCCCUAGCCCGCCUGGCCCUGGCCAUGGAGCUGAGCCGGCGCGUGGCCCGGCUGGGGGGCACCCUGGCCGGACUCAGCGUGGAGCACGUGCAGAGCUUCACACCCUGGAUCCAGGCCCAAGGGGGAUGGGCUGGCCUUGCACUCCCAGUGAUCCUCCUGCCUCAGCCUCCAGAGUGCUGGGAUUCAGAUGUGAGCUACCACACCCAGCUGCCGGGUACUGAACCCAGGGUCUCAGGAGGGUAUCCUGGCUGCAUCCCCGGUGGACCUAAGCUUACCCUUGGACUGAGCCGGUCCUGAGAAGCUGCUACAAAGACUGGACCUCAAGCCCCGCCCUCUUCGUUUGCUUUUCCCAUUUUUCUUCCUCAGGGCGGUGCGGGUGGUGGCUGCUCUACCUGAAUUGCCAAAAAGAAUUUGUAUAAUAAAAACUCUUAAUAUUAAAGACUUUUUGGGCCGGGGAUUUAGCUCAGUGGUUCCGCUGCCUGCCCUGCAAGCGCAAGAACCCGAGUUCGAUCCCCAGUACCAAAAAAAA
Messenger RNA from Heterocephalus glaber (naked mole-rat), 1250 nucleotides. RefSeq names its product BCL2 like 12 (gene Bcl2l12). Lineage: Eukaryota; Metazoa; Chordata; Mammalia; Rodentia; Bathyergidae. Gene Ontology annotation, biological process: regulation of extrinsic apoptotic signaling pathway. The record is from RefSeq and is a predicted model, not a curated record.